Molecule: messenger RNA, 1035 nt
Organism: Astyanax mexicanus (Mexican tetra)
Lineage: Eukaryota; Metazoa; Chordata; Actinopteri; Characiformes; Acestrorhamphidae
Product: trace amine-associated receptor 1-like
Exons: 3
Coding region: 1-1035 (344 amino acids)
Biological process (GO): G protein-coupled receptor signaling pathway
Cellular component (GO): membrane
Molecular function (GO): trace-amine receptor activity
Source: RefSeq, a predicted model, not a curated record
AUGAAAGAAGCCCCACAAGUUCAUGGUUAUGGUCGUGAUCCCCACUUCCACCUGUUGCAUUACAAACAGUUGGACUUCAGAAUGAACUUAAGCCAGGGUGAAUUAGUAGACAUUACUCCUGUUUGUUAUGAUUUUUUAAAUGGAUCUUGUCCGAAGAUUGUCUAUCCUCUGUUUUUGAAAGUGCCACUUUACUUGUUUCUCAGUUCAGUGGUGAUUUUAACUGUUUUUGGAAACCUUUUUGUAAUCAUAAUAAUUAUUCAUUUUAAGCAGCUGCACAUGCCAACUAACUACCUUGUAUUGUCUUUAGCUGUAACUGAUCUGCUGCUGGGGGGGAUUCUGAUGCCUCCUAGUAUGGUACGCUCUGUAGAAACUUGCUGGUAUUUGGGUCCUUUGUUCUACAGAUAUUAUGCUGUGUGUCAUCCUCUGCUGUAUCACAGCAAAAUCACCCCCUUUACAACAUUAAUCAUGAUUUUUAUCUGCUGGAGUGUCUCCGCUUUAGCUGGAUUUGGAACAAUAUUUCUAGAGCUGAAUAUUCUGGGAGUUGAAGAGUUUUACUAUGAGAAUGUUGUGUGUGAAGGAGGCUGUGUGUUGUUUGAAAGUGCAGCUGCAAGCACUGCUUCCUCCUUACUCGCCUUUUAUUUCCCAGGUGUUGUGAUGCUCAGUAUAUACAUGAAAAUAUUCCGUGUUGCACAAAAGCAAGCAAAAUCUAUUCAAGAAUCAAAAUGUAAAAACAAUUUAAAAUCAAUGUUAAACAAAGAGCAAAGAAAAGCCACCAAGACCUUGGCUGUGGUUUUGGGCGUGUUCCUGGCACUUUGGACACCAUUUUUUGUCUGUUAUAUUAUGAAUCCUUUUAUCAGUUACUCAGUUCCUCCAGUAUUCAUUGAAAUGUUUGCUUGGAUUGGACUUAUGAAUUCAACAUGUAACCCUAUUGUUUAUGCUUUCUUCUACACAUGGUUUCGAAAAGCAUUCAGAGUGGCUUUAUCAGGUCAAAUUUUUCAGCCAGGGUCCUCAAGAAUGAAACUGUUUUCAAACUGA